AUGUCCUACAAUUAUUCCCAAGUGAUAGAUACUGCAACCCACGAUGCACAUCAUAUAUUUAAUGAAUUUGCAACAAAUCCACAGAUUUCAGUUCAUUGUUUCGAUCAAGGAGUCGGAUUAAAAUUACGUGACCAGAUUAAUUACAUAUUUUUCCUAGAUAGACAUUUAAGCGCGCAACAAUCACUUAAUGUAGGCACAGUAUUCGAAAAUAUAACAAAAUACGCUGAUUAUUCAAAAAGAGAAUCGCAUAAAUUUCUUCUCCUUUGCUUAAUUAUCGAUGUAUUUACCACACGCGAUCAUGACUCAAGAGUGGAGGCAUUUUGGCCUCACUUUUAUAAGCUUUUAUUUGAAAUUAAGGACAUUAGAUCAUUUCUUUUAAUCUCAGGGACAAAAUCAAUUUCUCAUUUUCUAUUAUCAAAUCCGAGUCGAGUUAUUGAUUUCUUUGACGUAUACGAAAAGCAAAGAAAUUCAAAUCCUACAAUACAAUUGCUGGCAAAUUUGAAAUUACCAAAGGAUUUGAGUAACGAUCAAUGUGUUGCCAUUGCCACCAAGACAUGCAGUAUUCUCAAUGUUUCUCUUCAAGGAAUAUCCAUGGACUUGAUCAAAACGGCUUUACUUAACAUUUUAUCACAGAUUAAAAUAGAAAACGAAAGUGAUAUAGAAAGUAUAGUUCAAGGUCCUUGCGUUUUCAAGAGUCCAAUAGCCAAAAUUUUAUCUUCAGCGCUUUAUAUUACAUUACCUAACUACGCCAAUGCAAUUUCUCAACGGAUUGCUGACUUUAUGCAGUUCGCUUCUACAUCAGAAUGUCUGAAACAGACGUUUUGUGUCAUAGAAAACUUUUUCAAUUCGAUUCAACAAUUAUCUGACGACAGAGUUGAAGAAUUCACGAAUAUUUUAACGACAUUCGUUCACAGUAUACCUCUUACCCUCAUACAAACUGAAAAUGCGAGACAAAGAGCCGCAUUUUUCAUAAAACAUUUGUAUGAUUUGAACAAAGACCUCGCUAGGAACGUUAUACGCGAUUAUUUACAGAAAGGAAAGAUCAGUCCUGACAUUCUCGACGUCAUUGAUGCUUAUCCUUAUGAUAUUAAUGAUAUUAUAUCUGAUGACAUUGUAGUUAUCACUCCAACGCUUGACAAUUUACUUAAGUCAUGGGAUAGAUCGUUUAUGAAUGAGAAAUCCAUAUCUUUUCCCCAUAUGAUUGCAAAAUAUUGUAAAAAAGCAACAGAAAUCCUUAAAACAGUGGAAAGAUUGGAUGAUGCAGAUGCUCUUAAAGCUAUUGUUAAUAAGCAAACGAAUAAAGUUGAAGAUGCAAUUAAUAAUAUUCCAUUUGAAAUGCUACAAACGAUGUGUAUUGUAGCUACUUAUUAUCAGAACCCUGAUAUAAGAGUUGCAGCUUACGAAUUAUUGGUCGCUGUUGGAGAUAUGUUCAUGUCCGCAAAUACUGACUGGAAAGACUACGAUCAGGACUCACAGCAGUUCAUAAUUAGGUUUAACUCGGACUAUAACUACAUUUCCAAGCGAGUUUAUGGCAAACCUCGCGAUAUCAAAACAUUAUUAUCCGAAAAUGAGGACUGUAGAAUCGAGGCAGCCUCAUACAUGUACAAGAAAAUGGCUGGAACGAGUCAUCCACUUGCUGUUAUGGUCUUUGAGAAGCUUAUGAGCUAUGCUUUGAAAAUGCCAUACUAUUUCGAAGCCGUAAUGUCAAUGUAUUCAAGGGAAAUCAGUGAUAUGAUGGAAGGCAAUUUCGUUGAAUCCGAGGAUUUGCUCAGAUUACUUGUAGAAAACAAUUGUUUGAAUUAUAUUGCAAAAAUGUCUGCAUCAGGAGUUCCUCUCUUUGUCCCAGCGAUUGAUUUCACUAUGCCUGUUGACAAACUCGCGAAAAUUCUUAGAUACGUCACUCAGGCUUGCGUAGAUGGAGUCAAAAAUUAUUAUGCGUCCACAGGAAAGCAGUUUAUUGAAAAGUUAUUGGGAUUGUUCCUUCAAAGACCUGAAAUAACUAACUUAGAUGACUACGCGAUUUGUCUUGGAAAUAUAUCUCAGUUAAUUAACCUUGGAAAAGCCGAAAAAACUCCUAUGCUUAUGGAUAUUUACAUCAUUGUUUCAACAGCGAUUCAAAAAGAUGUAAAACAUCAGAAUAUUCAACUUCUUGAAGCAAUUUAUCGGAUUUUGCUUUGCCUUGCGAAGAAUUCUGUAUCAACAAUCCAAACAAUAUCAUUCCUUAGUGAUACUGCCAAUUACCAAUUGGCUUUUAACGCAAUUUCCGAAAUAUUAAAACUAAAUGAAAGCCAAAUUUCUCAGACAUUGGUAUCGCAAUUGCUUUCUACAAUACCAAUACCCACAAUUGAUGCUAUUUUGAAGGCAAAAUCAAGCAUUGUUAGCGAAUCUGUUCUAUUUUUCAAUGUUUUACUAUCAAACUUAGAACAGAAAUCAACGGUAUCGUACUUAAAUGAUUAUAUGAAGGCCAAACAUGCUGAUAUGUAUGAAGAAUUCUCUAAUUGUCCAAAUCAAGCGGAAUUUCUCAUCCAAAAGUUCCCAGAUUACCACAAAGCUUAUUUCAACUGCAUUGAAGCAAUGAGACAUGAAAAUCCAAACGACGUUUUGCUUCUUUCUCUGUUAAGAAUCUCUACUUUGUUAUUAACUACAAUUUCUGAUGUAGAAAAACAAAGUUUAUUCGUAGCAGUUAAACUUGCAAACAAAGUCUCUCAAAGUCAUCUCAAUUUCACAAAUUCAGCAAGAAAUUUGUGGAUUGCUGUAACUCUUACUGAAAAGAGGGCAAAAUUAACACUCAAAUUGUUAUUCAAGCUUGAAGAUUCCCAAACAAGUAUCAAUGCUGCAUUCCAAGCAUGUGGAAAUGAAAUUAAACCAUCUGUCAUUAAAUAUUGUGUCAAAAAGUUGGUCCAACUCAUUUUACAAGAGAGAAUCGCUAUUGUUGACCUUGUAACAAUGAAUAAGAUCUUCAAAUUAUUGGCAACAACAGAAAUGACACCAAAAUUACUUGCAUUCUGCGGAAUUUUCCUGUUUUCGGAGAUUGUUCCUUUAUCUGAUACAGCGAAGAAGAGGAUCUGCUCCGAAGUCGAAGAAUACGACCUUGAAUAUACGAAUAUCCAAUUAUUAGAAGCAAUUUUGAUCAGAUUUGGCCGAGAUUUCUCAACAGAAGCGAAGAAAUUUGCUGUAGGACUGAUAGUUAAAGUCAGAGAUUCAGAAUAUUUCCGAUCAUUGAUUUUCGACAUUUUAAUUUCAGUCAAUCUCUACACCAGCAACGAAUUCGAUGCUCAGUUGAUGCUUAUCUCCGAUGCCAUUCAUGGUAGAUUCACAAAUACGAAUGAUUUCGACAAAUUCUUCUGUACUUUGUUCAAUGUCAUUUCGGAUGUGACUUCCGUGCAUCAUAUCAAGAAGGAAAUUGUUUCCAAGUUCAUGAAUUACUCGGUCGGAUACAUCGAUUUCGGAUUUGUCCACGUAAACGAAGCGAUUGCUCAAAUGUUCAUUACUUUGGCAAGGAAUGGAUACGUUGACGAUUCAAACCAAGAAUUCCUUGAAGAAGCAAUUAAAUUACUGUUCUACGGAGACAGAAUUUACACGAUGUUGACAUCUUCCAUCAUUUCUAAGAUAAAUCCGGAGUUGCUGAAGACAGAAUUCGCUAGAACAUGGUUAGCGAUAUUAAACGGAAACGGAUCUCUUGGAGAUGAAAAGAUGAACAAAGACAUGGUCAAUAAUUUGUUCAGGGCUUCAAUUUUCGGAGAAUUCAUCGUUAGAAAGAAAUUGUCAAUCAUGUUCAAGGCGAAACAAGGAAACUUCAGUACAAAAAGAGAUGGAUUCAUCUGGAAAUACGCAAACUUCUUGUUGUAUUCUAAUGAAGUUCCUGCUCAAAAUGCUGAAGAAUUGUUCUUGGCAAUCAAAAACGGGUUUGGAAAUGUUCCUGUGUUGAAGGAUCCGAAGGUUCCAACAUACAAGAACAAGACAUCUAAUAGCCUUAUGUAG
This is a messenger RNA of Trichomonas vaginalis G3, 3981 nucleotides long. RefSeq lists its product as uncharacterized. NCBI's taxonomy places the organism in Eukaryota, Parabasalia, Trichomonadida, Trichomonadidae. The transcript has a single exon. The record is from RefSeq and is a predicted model, not a curated record. The coding region runs from base 1 to 3981 and encodes 1326 amino acids.